CAUUAAUUGAUAUUGUAAUAAAAUGCAUAUGCAUAGUUUCACUAAGCAACAUAUUUUCCAACUCAAAUUUUUUUCCUCUUUAAAUCGAAUGCCGACAUUACUGCUACAAUUAUCAUAAAUUUUGACCUUGUUUAAACAUGUACGUACAGUUUUUUCUAAUUACUUAAACAUUUGUUUUUACACGGUCCAUUUAACAUUAUAUAAUAUGUACGUCGUUGUUAUUUUAUCAGGUUACAGUUUUAUUGUGUUGUAUUUAGAACUCGUCGAGUGGAGGUUAGACGUGAUGUUUCUCAGAAGAAUAUUACUACUUAUUUUUUCACAAACAGCAUACUCAGCACGAAUUCUUGGACUAUUCCCAUUUCCUGGACUAAGUCAUCAAAAGUCAUUUGAUCCAUUGAUGAUUGCACUUGCAAAGAAGGGUCAUAAUGUUACUGUUGCUACAUUCUUUCCAUUAAAUGAAAAACCAGAUAAUUACGAAGAAGUAAGUCUGGAAAGCCUUGGAGUUCUACGAUUGGAAAUGCUCAACAUCGGAAAAUAUGAAAAUCCAAGUGGCAUUUAUCGAGUACCAUUUGUUGGAAAUAUUAUAGACCAAGUGAAUCAGUUGACGUACUACGGAAAUGUUGGUUUCGAGAUUUGUAAGAAGAUUGUUAAAUAUUCACCAUUUAUAGAAAAAAUGAAAUUUCAGUACGAUCUUGUAAUAACUGAACAUUUUAUAAGUGAAUGUAUGAUGGGUUUAUUACAAGCUUUUAACAUCACUGUACCAGUCAUAGGAAUGUCUUCGUGUUCUGCACUACCGUGGACAUAUUCAGAAAUGGGUGCUGAGAACAAUCCGUCAUUUGUUCCAAUGGUGACUACAUCAUUUUCAAGUCAAAUGAUAUUUGCUCAACGUGUGGAAAACACAAUCAUAAAGCUAAUGUCAAUGUGGCACCGCCGAAAUUUUAUAGAAAAAGAAAAAAACUUCAUAGAAGAUUUCUAUCAGAAAAAAAUUAAUCAUUUUUACUACAAUCUAAUAUUUCUUAAUGCAUUUAAUGUUCUUCAUGGAGUCAAACCACAAGUGCCGGGACUAAUCGAGAUUGGAGGCAUCCAUUUGGAACCUUCAAAAAAGCAACUCCCAGAUCAUAUUGCGAAAUUUGUCAAUGAGUCAACCGACGGCGUUAUUAUAUUUAGUUUAGGCUCACAGACAAAAUCUACUUCUUUAUCUGAGAAAAAGCAAAACAUGCUUAUAAAUGUUUUCUCAAAACUUAAACAAAGAGUGAUUUGGAAGUACGCUAGUAGUGCAGAAAAUGGAACGUUUUUGGGAAACAAUAUAUUAAAAAUUAAAUGGAUGCCGCAGUUAGAUCUUUUACAGCAUGAAAACGUUAAAGCGAUAAUAUGUCAUGGUGGGAAUUUGGGUAUGAUUGAAGCUAUAUAUGCCGGAAAACCAAUGGUAUUAAUUCCAAUUCUAGCUGACCAAAGAUCAAACUCUGCUGCAGCAAAACAGGCAGGUGUAGCUGAAGUGCUAUCCUUAAAAGAUUUUGAUGAUCAAGAUUUAACCAAUGCAAUACACUAUGUCCUUAGCAAAGACGUUCAAGAAAAAGCUAGUGAAGUUUCUCAAAGUUGGCGUGAAAGGGAGAGUUCACCCUUAGAUACAGCUGUAUUCUGGACAGAAAAGGUUAUACGAUGGGGUCAUAAAUUACAAUUGCAUUCACAAUCUAGAGAUUUACCUCUGUAUCAAUAUCUUCUGAUAGAUAUUAUGGCUUUUCUAUCUGUAUCGCUUAUUUUAACUAUAGCAUCUAUUCUAUUUAUAUUGAAGUUGAUACUUAUACCAGUUAGAUCUUAUAUGUAUUCAAAAGUUAAGUUGCAGUAAUAAGCAAUAUACAGAAGUGUAAUAUCGAUACUAGAAAACAUAUUAUGUAAUCAGGUAAGUGUCGCAACGAUUUAUGUUUCAAUUUGCUUAGAAUAAUAGCUGUUGUUGAGAGAGUUUACCUUCUUUGAAAUGAAAUAUUUUUUUUGUUUGAAUCGUGGUAACACAUUUAUUAAAUUAUAUUGUAACCCGAGCCGUUGCAUCUUGCGGUGACCUUGACGUCGCUUGACGCUAAUAGGCAAUCUAUUCAUCGCGCGGUUUGCCACUAGCUGCCCGGCCAGAAGUUAACAAUUAUUGGUAGAUGCACAGCACAAUUUGCCAAUAUGUCGGCAUACAAAUAUUUGACUGUCAAUAUUGGAAUUUUUAUAUUUAUGCGUCAUAAAUACACAUUGCAUAGCUAUAAUUCAAUAAUAAAGUAAACCACCAACUUGUACCACUCUCAAAUAAUAACUUUUAAAUACCAUUAUUUUUGUCUAAAGAAUUCUUUUAAACUAUAGAAACAUUUAUCUAUUAGCCAUAAUUUUAAUUUUUUAUGCAUUAUUGUUUUAGACAUCUCUCUAAUAUUUUUAGAAAUACAUUAAAGAGCUCAAUACACAUAACAUUUGCGUUAUUUUGAUGAAGCGCUGUUAUGGCAUCAAAAGGCGAGUUGGAUCUCUUAAUCCUAGUAUGGAAAAGUCCUUUGCUGGUUUAAAAAGUUCACCAUGUUUUUAAUGAACAACCUAAUUUCUUAUAAUAUAAAGACUAGUAAGCGUUAACAGACGAUACUUUUUGAAUAAUGGUCUACACGAUUCUAGAGUACUGACAUUCCAUAAAGCUCUUAUACACUUUUUUUGUGCCAGAAAAACAUUUGAAAAAUUAGUGAAGUUUAAAUAUAUUUGUUGUUUAAUUUUUUUAAUCUCCAAGAGAACUUACUAUAAGCGAUACGUGCAUGCAAACUAAUCAAAGAAAAAACAAAUUAUAUCGCAAUGAAGUCACAGAUGAUAACAUUUGAGGCCGAUGUUUACGCAUAGAUAGAUUUAUGUGCAGUUCUCGGAUCACCUUUCAUAUUAUUAUUAUGUAUAAGGCGCCUGCAUUUCUCUUGGUGUUAAUGGCGAUCGACCCCAAAACCCAUUAUCUGUGCUUAUAGUAAAUAUUAUAUAAUAUUAAACAAGAGUGGGCCAGGGUGCUAACACAAGUUGAAUGCCACAUCAGUGUUCUUCCUCGGCGUCAAUGAAACUAUGUUAAAAAUUUAAUCUUGCUAUCCUUAUAUUAUCAUAUACCAUUCAUUUACAGAAUACAUUAUUUAAAUUUGUUAUUAAAUUUUAAGAAGAAUUAUGGAAAUUAUUGUGUCCCUACAGUUAAAAACCCCUGAAGAAUAAUAGAAUAUAGAGAUUAUUUACCAAUGA
Molecule: messenger RNA, 3228 nt
Organism: Leptidea sinapis
Lineage: Eukaryota; Metazoa; Arthropoda; Insecta; Lepidoptera; Pieridae
Product: UDP-glycosyltransferase UGT5-like
Exons: 4
Coding region: 206-1846 (546 amino acids)
Molecular function (GO): UDP-glycosyltransferase activity
Source: RefSeq, a predicted model, not a curated record